Talaromyces stipitatus ATCC 10500 is the source of this 810-nucleotide messenger RNA. Its product is annotated as prolyl 4-hydroxylase alpha subunit, putative. Gene Ontology annotation, molecular function: iron ion binding; L-ascorbic acid binding; procollagen-proline 4-dioxygenase activity. Lineage: Eukaryota; Fungi; Ascomycota; Eurotiomycetes; Eurotiales; Trichocomaceae. The transcript has 2 exons. The record is from RefSeq and is a predicted model, not a curated record. Bases 1 to 810 code for a protein of 269 amino acids. Gene Ontology annotation, cellular component: endoplasmic reticulum. Gene Ontology annotation, biological process: peptidyl-proline hydroxylation to 4-hydroxy-L-proline.
AUGCAAUCAAGAGCAGUUCUCGUCUCCAAGGUUCUCGCGAUUUUCUCUUUAUUCUACUCUAUUUACAUCCUUACAUUCUCAAAUUGGUCCUUUGUUGGCCAACACACUCAGGUAGUCGCAGAAAACGAACUCGGUUCGCACCCACUAGAAACCACAGUUCUAUCAUGGAAUCCACUUAUAAUCUACAUCCGUAACUUUAUUACAGAAGACGAGAGGCGUUAUUUCCUGAGUCUGAGCGACGGGCAUUUUCGCCAAUCGGAAAUAUUUGUACCUGGCCAGGAUCCAUGGCUGGACAAGAGUCUCCGGGACUCCUCGUAUUUCGAACUGCAGGAUGCCGAUCCCACAGCCCAAAAUAUUUUCGCCCGACUGAGGGUUAUAGAGGGUAACUUCUCAAAUACUUACAUUGAGAAGACACGUAUUCAGAGAUAUACUCGAGACGGCCAUUUCACCUACCACAGCGACGCUGAGGAAGAUGAUAUUGCACUCACCAGAAACGGUAACAGGGUUUCGACCUUGAUGAUAUAUCUGGAGGCGAACGAUGCUCUGGAAGGGGGAGGAACCCAUUUUCCGUUCAUUGAGAUACAGUCAAAUCCUGCCGAUAAAUGUACGAUCAUGGAGUGCUACGGUGAGAAGAAUGGGACUAUUUUUCUUCCUGUCGUGGGAAAUGCUCUGUUCUGGACGAACCUGGACACGAAUGGACGUCAACAUCCUCAGAUGAUACAUGCCGGCCUUCCUGUGCACGCUGGAACCAAGACAAUUUCGAAUAUAUGGCUUUGGCAGAAAUGGCCUUCCGGUGCUCCAUGGACUUGA